This is a messenger RNA of Spirometra erinaceieuropaei, 10059 nucleotides long. The record is from the annotation of a GenBank genome assembly. Lineage: Eukaryota; Metazoa; Platyhelminthes; Cestoda; Diphyllobothriidea; Diphyllobothriidae.
AUGACUGGAAUUCAGGAUCCCUACGCAUUUUCCGUACCGAUCAGCAGUGCCUCCUUGGCCGAGUUUAUCGAGUUCCUUCAGAUGUUUCCCUCCCUGUUUGUCAUUGCUGGAAAUUAUGUUUAUCCGGCGGGCACUCUCGAUGUUGAUCAAAGUCCUGUUUGGGUUAGCUCGAAGUAUACAGGCAUUGAUUCGUUCUGUCCGUGUCUGAACCCAUCUAUCCUUGAUCCACCAUCGCAAAUAUCGUUGCUGUCUGACCCUGUUCUUCGCCAAAACACAGUAGCGUUCUUGCAGAAUUACCUGCUGUCAUGCGGCCCGCAUCGCUUUGUUCCAAUUCAAAGACUGAUAGAUUGUCUUUCCUAUGUCACACCUAUUACCCGCGCCUUAUUUCCUAACAUAAAGUCCCUGUCUUCCUUUCUUCGGCAAUACCCUGAAGUCUUUCAUCUCAAGGAUGGCUCAGUUGGUCUGGCAAAAUUGAAGCGGAAUUCACACCAUAAACACCAGAAUGAGGAUAGAGGAAAUUAUGCCGGUGCCGCGCCCAACGACCAAGGUGUAUUUCCCAACGGAAUUUUAAAAGUUGAAGUCCUCCUCUCGUCAUCGACCGAUUUCACAAGUUCGACGUCUUGUAUACUGCCAGCGUCGGAAUUCUCAGUUAUCCUUGUCCUUAGGCGAAUCCUUCGACCCGCAUUCAGCAAGGGUUUGCAUGUAGCAUUAGUGAUCAAAGAAUUAAUUGCCUUUCCAUAUGAUAUGAAAAAAAUAAUUGGUCUGACGCGAUUCGAGUUGCAUGCGUUUCUCGACAAAUACAAGCAAUUUUUCGAUAUUCUCUGUCCAUCCACUGAGGAUCAGCUCACCGGCGAAGUGGAGCCAGAAGGUGGGAGACCGCAACAUCGCACACCCACUAGCUUUUACGUACGAAUAAACGCGAAUGCGUGGAACAUGCAGUCUCGUCUUCUUGACACUCGUCCUGAGUUACCGAAUGGCAAAGAUCCUUCGCGUCUAAGUCAACAUGUUGGCCGCGUUUUCCGCGUUGCGAAGUCCUGGGGAAUCAUUGACCUCGGGAACCACGUACAUGUGUUCUUCGACAAGUCAAUAUUUCGCAAUGUGUUCGAUUUGCAAAAAGUUUUCCAGGUAUGUCAGUUUGCAAAGCUAUUUACCUGGAAAGCCCUUUUUAUUGUUUUCUUGGUCGCGGAUUGCACGUAAAAAAUUUUCACUCCCUCAAUUUAGUCUUGCUGACCUAGAUAAUCAGUUGUCCACUAAGCGAUUGCAAACUGUUGGACUGAUUUUUUGUUCUUCAGCCUAUUCUCCCAAGAUAAGUAACAAAGCCGUAAGUCCAAAUCCAGUUCAGUGUCUGAUCUAACCCUCCAGGAAUUUAAUUGCGACUUGAAGUUUUCAUUAACUUUGGUUUUCGUCGUAACACCUGUCUCGCAGUCUCGAUCGAGAAGUAGCUGAUAAUAGCGGAGGCAUGUAUAGUGCAUAACACGGUAAACGUUGAGCUUUGCUUAAUUUAUUUGUUCGUCUGAAAUUCUGACACGUGCCAGGCAGCCCUCAGCUUCCGCUUGACUCAUUAACCUGAAGGGUAUGGAACUGUGGCAAGAAUCGGAGGAGCUUUCGUUGAGGAUCCAUCUAAUCAUUUUUGCCUUUGCAAAUACCCCAAGCAUCAGAGGUCACCAUAUCCUCACUUAAAGUAACACUCGAUCAAUGGAAGUUUUCUCAGGCUAACCAUUCGCACCUCGCUAAUGCUGAAUUUUACUUAGUUCAUUUCUAUCCGGUCAACUAACACUGCUAACGUCUGCAAAAAUGUUUACGAGUUUCCACAUGCAAUUCCCGGGUGGAUAGAAAUUCUCCGCCGGUUUUACUGAUUCACAAGACAAUGCCAUUCUGCGCCCCCCAUGGAAUACACGUGUAGUGGUCUCAGUCAGAGAGGCGUCAGUUUGAUUUACUGCUCUAUCUGGCACCUUUGAGGAUACACAAACGAGGGUAAACUUGUGCAGCCUUUUCUCGGACAGUCACUGAGUAGUUGUUUACCAUUUGACGUAUUCUGGAAGGACAUUAUUAUUAUUAUCGUCGACUUCUGGACAGUUUUGCCUCACUUGACAAAUACCCCAUGAAGGUCUUAGAGGCCUAUAACGUUCUCGACACUUCUAAGCUUUGUUUAAGUAAUUGAUUCUCGCGAGCGUAAGGCAUGUGGAGAGCGAGUAAUUCCUUUUUAUCUUUGCUGACACGCAGGCGGAAUGCGGCUGUUUUUUUUUGCGUCAUUGUGGCAAAAGGGCUGGAGUUAGACAAGACCCCGUAGGCGCUCAACCUCUUACGCCUCCCAAGAGCGUGCCUUCUCGACAGUAGAUAGCCUGAACCACAAGCACAAGAACAGAUUUAUUUUCGCUGUCGCCGUCCGCAGCAGGUAUCGCGCGACAGUAGGAUUACACUGACCCGCGGUGCGCAGACAAGCGUGCGAUCUAUCGGGUUCUGGGUAUAGCCAUUGAGUGCCUGGUGAGUGCAUGCCUCACGCGACGCUGGAAACAGGGGGGAUCGUGACAACGAGUGUUUCAGCACUCUCCAAACGGGCUUUCACCGCAUUGUGACCAAGGGAUCUCCUCUGAAUGCAUCUCAGUCUUCUGUCUUGACAGUACUAUAACUGCGACCACAAGGUUACUUAUUCGGGCACAUCUGCCCAUCACUGGGAGUUCCUCAGUGAUGGCCUCUUUUUGCGCGUGGUGUUUGACAAUAGGGCCGUCGAUAACAACACUGCGAAGGCGCACAAGCACGACCUUCGACGAUGCCCAUUCUCAGAACCGGCGAAAUUCAGCCUGGCCGCAUUUGCCAAUGACACCACUCUAGUAGGACUAAACGCAUUCAUCAUCAACUAGCACCCUGACGCUUCGAGAACCAUAACCUAACCAGCGCACCCCAGGGACAGUCAUUGUCUCCUUUUUCUCCCGUUAAUUCACAUAGACUCGACGUUGCCGGUGCUGGGGGAAUUUAAUUCCAGCAUGCCCAUUUCCUUCCUGCUUGCAGAGCGGCCAAUUUUCAUGCACAUCAUCUGGUCCAUUUGCAGAGGCCAGGACGCAUGCGGUCCGACGGACACCCUGACAGGAGUCGUGAUGAGAGGAGUUGCAUGCCAUUGGAAUUCAGGAGUCUGAUGCAUAUUUAGUUCCUUCGUUUUCAAGUCCCCCUCUGUGUGAUAGUCAAGUAUGUAAGAAAGAACAUUUUCCGUUGCGGUUCAGGUUUGCCACGUCGCACUCUCGUCACCGGCGCCUGCGGCACAUUGAGGGGUGGUCGGUUUUGUCAAACCCCAAUCCCGCUAGCAAUAUCACGGUUGGUCUGCGGCUGCCUGUUUAUUUCGCAGCCAAAUCUCACUGAAGUAUGUUACACUAUUCGAUUCUCAUGGAUGCGCUAAGUAACCAGUAGUUAAAAUAACAGGCAGACUACAACAUCGACAAACUCGCCGGGUCGUUCUCAAUUGCGCUAACAGGUACGACUCCACUAUAUGAAGUCUGAUCUUCAGAAUAUCAUCUUUGAUUUUCUUAACCAGGUCAUUUCAUAAACUCCUGCUGUCCGCUGAUAGCGCCGGGAAUCAGUAGGUGGCAACUCCCCGGCCUUUCUAUGGGUGGUAACGCAAUUUCACUACUUUGCCAAUGACUAAGGUCUGCGAUGCCGGAUAUACUCUUUCUUCUUGCAUUCCAUUUGUCCUGAGUCAAUCAAAAAUUUGCCUACAAACUGGUCGACGAGUCUCUCAGGAUAACCAGGUCUGUAGUUCUUCCUUGUUCUUCUCUUUCCAAAGUGUCUUAAGGUAUUGGUUUCUUUUUAUUUCGGCGUCUAAAUCGAAUACGUGCUGGCCCCUUCAAUGGGCACGAAAGACCUCGUUUCGCACCUCGUACUCCCUGCUAAAACCGGCAUGGAAGUUCUCGAUAGCCUUGCUCGCAUCUUAUUUAUUAUUUUUGCUUUCUCUCCAUUCAUGUUUCCGUCCCGAGUACUUAGUUACCGUUCGGGCUGUUACGACGCCCUGCAAGGGCUUCCACAAAAGCGGGAUGUAUUUAUUCAUGCUGUGGCAAAUAAAUGUCUUUUAGCUCUGUUCUGGGGCUUCCCCGGAUUUCGCCAUCAUCUUUCCAGCCUUCCAUUUGUAACUAACACGGCGCUUCUGCACUACUGUAUCAGGACUAUGCAUUACCCAGAUCUUGUCCUCACUUCAUUUGUUUCUAGUUCCUGUAUUUAACUACCUCUCGCACUUGAACUACUCUGUUUAUUAUUUUUGCGAGUUUUUCUGUCUUUAAGAGGGCCUUGCGCUGUCCAAUAAGUCAGCCAGUACAUAAGUAGAGCACUUCAUCGCCACUGUUCUGGCGACCAACCGCAUUAUUACAGCGCAUGCAACCGUGACGCGUGUCUACCAUUUGCGCGUUUUCCGCCCAAUCACGUCACACGGACUGCCAUGUAGCUGACCGAUUCGAAUUUUCUAAUUGGGCUCUGCAGACGCUUGUACGCACCGCUUAUGCAACCUUUACUCCUUGCCAAUACCUGGCAAGAUUUAGGUUAACACAUUAAUUGCCUAAGCAGUGGUUUAUUUUCCUUGCCUUAAGGCGUCACAUUUGUUUGAGAAGCAUUCCUUUGGCGGCACUGAGUGACGGAAUAUGCCAUUAGUUGGGAAGCCGGCUUGAAGCACCAACUGUCUAACUCGGGCUAACGUACCCAGUUCCACAAAGUGCCGCCGAGGCUGGAUCCAGACGGAGGAUGAACGGAGUGGUCAGGGAUUAACAUUAUGGGUUCUAGUGAUAGCAGAGGCUAGUAAGUCGCUUCAUCAUGGGCUUAUGGCUGCACCGUAAUUACGGUACCAAUCGGCUUGUACGUCUGCGGACUGCCCACAGUUCCAAUGCAACCAACCAGCUGCAGUUCGACCCUCGUGACCGACGAUGUCCACCCUGUGUUCCACAGCGAGGUGAGAACAGGCACGGUGACUUGUGCACGAAUUAACUUAUAGGGGUAGUAGACCUGCACAGCAUCUUCCGCACUUUCUCCUCCCCCGCCUGAGCCCGUGUCAAGGCACAGUCAAGACGACCGAAAGCGGGAGAGGGCGCAGGUGGCUGGCGCGGUCAGACCCGCGCCUAGGCGCACCACCACACCCUCUGGUCCGCACAAACGCCUAACCAGGAUUUCGGCCAACAAUAACAUUGAGGUGCGGAGGGCGACAAGGCUUCUAAUUUCCGGCAGCUUGGCCUGCCAAAAAACCACAUUUGUUACGGUGCGCAUUCCCAAUAUCGUCAGCCAGAAUCCAAUAUGGCGCCCACGUUGGUCCAGCGUGGUCCGUUUUGAAACAUUCACAACAAACAACUCACCUGGUGUCGUCUAUAUACGGGCGACACAAGAAAUAACUAUGUUACAUGGUUGUUUCUGGCAGAGAACAUAAUUUUUGGCCAGGCCGUCUAUUUGAAAUGGGCGAAUAAAGAUAACUUUCAGGUACGGACUGAUUGGACAGCGCUCAUUAAGUAAGUACAGUAGCCAGAAUAGCCACUCUGGUGGAAGGGAAUGAAGGACACCCAGCGGCACACACACAUACACACACCACAGUUCGACCGUCGCAGCCGACGAUGUGCACCGUGUGCUCCAGAGCAGGGUGAGAGGGCCGUGAGGUGGAUGCACUGGACUAAGACACAGUCAAGACGACCGAAAGCGGUAGAGGGCGCAGGUGGCUGGCGCGGUCAGACCUGCGCCCAGGCGUACCACCACACCCUCUGGUCCACAACAAACACUUGGCCAGGAUUUUAACCAUUAACAAAAAUAGGUCAGAUGACGCACACAAGUCACUGGGCAACCAUGCACGAGCUGCCUACCCAGGGGGAGUGCAAAAGAAUCUACCGGCAGGGAACCAGGUGCCAGUGAACUGCCAGCGCAUCCCAGGCUGCGAGGCCCGUGGGUUGCAGAAUAAUGGCAUAACCAAACAUCUACACAACAAAUCCCUAACGCCAUUGAAGAUGCACAUCCUGUAACAUAACUCUAAGUUUCCGUCCCCUCCUAGUCGGUCCCGGAAAAUGGGAGCGUCUCCAGGACGCCAGGGACACUUGCAAUGACCACAUGGUGUCUAUUUGUUCCCACUGUGGCCCGUCCUCCCUGCCCACAUUUAGUCCUCGCGUGGAUUUAUUUGGUCCUAAACACAUACUCAAAGACAUCACCUAUCCGCAAUUACCUAUGCCUCAUCCAUCAACCGUGAGAUGCCCUUUACCAAUAUCUUCUCUGACGAAUGGUGCAUUCCGUGCAUAAGUGUGACGCGCGGAAGACGAGGGCGCCCAAUCUCAUCAUGCUCGGAUAGACUGCUGCUACGUAGGAGAGGAAAGAAAGUGGGACCGAUACUAUGCUAUCAUUAUACUAGAUCUGAUGUACUGGGAAAUACUACGACGUACUUAAAAUGUGUGGCUUGCGAGAUUGUCAACUGGCUGUCUGACUAGCUCGGUCCAUUUCAGUACUGAGGGUCGGGCCGCAAUACUCUUUCUUAGAGUGGUCUUCAUGACUUUCCUCACUUCUGUGAUAUCCAAGCCCUCGUGUAACAAGAGUUAGAUGUGUGAAGUGUUAAGUGCUAUAGUAGGUGGGCUAACUCAUUAAAUGUCAACCGAAAUUCGGAAAUGCGUUUUCGUCUCGAAAAGGUUACUUAAGCAGUGUUUUAAAAUUAAUCAUAAUGCAGCAUAAUUCUAUAAUAUUCCAGUUACCUCAGGAUGCCAACUUUCGUAUGAACUUCCUUCCUGUUGCAUGAAAAAACUACAUUCCGUAAAAAUGACUACUUAAAUGACAUGAGUUUUUCGCCUUGAUUUUCGAUGCCUCUAAAAGUCCAAUCAUAUUUCAUGGAAAACAUGCAUAAAAAUAUUCAUCCUUUUAUUCAUUCGGUAGGAAAUCACGUCUUCUAAUGUUAUCCUUGAAGGAGGGACAUAAUUCCGUUUUAAAAAAAUUUUCCAAUACCCCAAUAAUUUUGAACCCGUUCUACCGUCACACUUAGAUUCAGGGUUUCCAAACUACAAGCCGUGUAUUUUCCGCGUAUGGAAAGUCACACAUUUCUCUACGGUAAUAAAGGGGGACCAUAUAGGAUUCAUCAAAUUAAGCAGUGGAUUUGAACCAUAUUGUUAACUUUACAAGCCACAUUGGUAAAUGCAGAGAUAUGACGAUUUAUUAACGGCCAUUUCACAGUAUUUAAAAGUACCACAAUUAGAAACAUUUUUAAAAGAGAAUUAUUUCCCUCCCUCAAGCAUAAAAUUAGAAGAAGACGUAAUUUUCUACCGAAUGAGCAAAAGAAUGAAUAUUUUGAUGCAUUUUUUCCAUGAAAUAUAAUUGGACCUUUAGGGGCGUCGAAGAUCAAUAAGAAAAUACAUGCUACUUAAGUAGUCAUUUUUUACAGAGUGUAGUUUAUGCAUGCAGCUGGAAGGAAGUUCAUUCGAAAGCCGGCUUCCUGAGGUAACCGCAUUAUUAUAGAAUUGUACUGCAGACUGAUCAAUUGUACAACCUCACUUAAUUAAUCUUUUCGAAACGAAAACGCAUUUCGGAAUUUCGGUUGACAUUUCAUGAGUUAGCCCACUUUCUGUAGGAGCGCAUCUGCCUAUGCUGCCUCCUGUGUGUGACACACGAGGACAAACUGUUUAGCCUUCUUAACAACUGCGCCCACGUCCACCUCGGAUCGUCUCCCUCGAGACGUGGUGGGCUGGGGGGUGGAGAGUGAAGCGGAGUAGGGACCGUUUAAGUCUGCGUCUCCAAGACCACAGUCGUGCCCAAAUGGCUACCGUGGCGUUCGAGCCGUGGUGGAUCUCGUGGCUACUGCGACGACGGUCGAACUGUCGUCUUGUGCUUACUUGCUCAGGAUCUUUGCUAAACUGUUAUUCCGUUGUUUAUUUUUCUUAUCUUUUUGCGAUGACACACCUCCCAUAAUGGGAUUGGCAGUAGAGGCCAGUUACUACCGACAGUCCGUACCAACUUAGUGCUAUGGCUGAAGACGUUGCGUCCUCCCACCCAGCUGCGCGUCUUUUGGUGUGUGCCGUUGAGUGUACCUCUGCAUCUGCUGUAGCAUGACAGUAUAACGCCACUCCAGUUACUUGCAUUUAUUCGCCAUACUUAGACGACAAGAACCCCCUGAGGAGUUAGUGCCUGGCGCAUCCACAGGCGGCGGAUAGUUGGACAGUCUUCAUUAAAUAGUUGCCACCAAGUAAGCAGAUUCUGGAAUGUGAACCGUAAUGCCUUCACGCCUCACUAGGCACUGAUCUGGCAGAUCGGUUUCCUGCAAAAAGGCCACGAACGUCGAUGUUAGCCCUAACAGCAAAUUCACAUAUUCUAAUCCCUCACUUACGGGACCAAAUCGAAUUAGCAUAUCCCUUUCUCUUGAACAUAAGUAUGAAAAGAACGGUCCAACAAGCACUGUUCCGCCUUAAUAUCUUUUUCAACCUUAGAACAGGAGAGGCUUAUGCGUUAACAUCUCCCGGAAGCAUCCAUUGAUAUGGUACAAGCCUAGGCGCACUAGCGCCGCUGAGUAUGUUCGUGGAGGCAAGACUGAAAUGUAACCCCUCCCCCUCUCCUCGUGAAAUCCAUGACUACAUGGUUGCCACUCAUUUUCGUUGGGUAGAUGUCUGCGUUUGGUUAUCGACCUCGGAAAUGGCACCUUGGAGAGUAUUCCCACCACCUUUAUUUCCCUGGAUUAUAGUGGUCCAACCGAUGUUUGUCUAUCUAUACUGCAUAUAAUGCAGUUGAAAGUAGAUCCAGCUUGCUUAUUUGUUUGGUAACAGCGUACUUCAUAAAGCCAUUGAACAGGAAGACGAGAUAGCCUCGUACUGCAACAUAAUCGGUCUUUACACCUGUUGACAUGGUACAACAUUCAAUCAUAAUGACAUAUGGUUAUGGGGGGCAAGGUUCAAUAAUUUAACCGUUUAAGGCAUAGGAGGAGGUGCAUAGUAUAGAAAUGCGCGUCUUCACAGACAUUAUGAACAGUAUGCAUCACUGACGUUGGAGUGCUGUUGGAGGUUGUCACCUUCACGAGACACACUGUUGUAUGGGAUUUGGUUUCAUGGGGGGGGGGAGGUUAUACUUCAGUCUGGUUCUCGUAACUAGCCAAUCUGACGGUUGUGUGAGUCAUCGCUCUCCCACAUGUAUAAAUCACUUCAUUCGUGCCUGAAAUUGCGGCUACCGUAGCAACGGCCCCGUCGCCGCCGCACCCCUCACGUCGAUUAUCUGUGCAGCCCUCAUCGGCCCCUUUUUACGCAUUCUCUUAUCCGCUUUUUUUUUUAGCCUAACGAACUGGUGUACUUUGACGCAAUUCGCGCUCCGUUACGAUCCAGGGCCAAAUGGCGCGCGACGCGCGUUUGGAAGCCAGAUGACCACGACAUCCUCCAGCAUGUGCAGUCACCUAAACAGACCAGCGAGGACGACGAUGUGACCGUAACCUGCCUGCCCUUCCUACUACCCUCAGGUCGUGCUCGCUGUGCCUCUGGAGGUUAUAAGACCAGUGUCGAAUCGAUGCCCGCUGUGAUGCACUACUCCUCUUCUUCCACCUCCAGGCCCAAGUUAGCCACGGGGCUGCGGCGUUGUCGGUCCCUGGAGCGUUUUUCAUCUGCUCACACUGCCGUCUCGGCUGCGGCAGCUGUCAGCGCUCGUGCCGCAAAACAGUCAGAUUUUGACCAGUUCAGCGCCCGCACUGACGCCCUCUACCUGAGUGAUGAAGAAGACGAGGAGGAGGGCUUGCGUUUUGAUGAUCUGAAGAUGUCCAGUGCGGCAAGCGACCUGAACGAAUUUCUAACGCGCCGUCUCUUCGGCACCAGCAGCAACGGGACUUCGCCGGCCAGGCGACCGGGCAGUGUCCGCGGUUUCAUCUCCAUCGAUGAGGACGAAUUGCUUGCCUAUGACUCUCUCAAACGUCCCAUAAAACUGCUACACAAUACCGGAGGUCUACUAGCGGACCUCGAAUUCCCUGACUCGGACAUUAGCUGGACACCGGAUAGCCUGUCUCUUGUCAGCCCGGUCGUGCAGAGGGCGGCCGACCAGGGUACAGAGGUCAGCUUCUCUGCCAGCGUCUCCAUCCGACCCACUCGAAACGCCGGCACGCAGACCUAA